Fusarium odoratissimum NRRL 54006 is the source of this 333-nucleotide messenger RNA. RefSeq lists its product as uncharacterized. The coding region runs from base 1 to 333 and encodes 110 amino acids. NCBI's taxonomy places the organism in Eukaryota, Fungi, Ascomycota, Sordariomycetes, Hypocreales, Nectriaceae. The transcript has a single exon. The record is from RefSeq and is a predicted model, not a curated record.
AUGGCUACUAACAACUUUAAAUACACAGCGUUACAUGAUAAAGAGAUUAGACUCUUAGUCCUCGAUGCAGGAAAAGAGGGAGACGCACUCUCAGGUGCUCUUAUCGCCGAUAAAUAUAUCCCCAGCGAACACGUGAUGAAGUACGAAGCAUUAUCAUAUACCUGGGGCGACCAGUCAAACCCAGAUUAUAUACAUCUGCGAAAUCCGAAACUAAUCGCUCAAGGCAAUUCAUGCAUUUGCGAUAAGAUCCCCUCUGGAUCACUAGCUAUUGGUUACAACCUCGCUCUUGCUUUGCGAUACCUCCGUCACAAGGACAACAGCCAAACCCUAUAG